This is a messenger RNA of Meriones unguiculatus (Mongolian gerbil), 2611 nucleotides long. RefSeq names its product cysteinyl leukotriene receptor 1 (gene Cysltr1). Gene Ontology annotation, molecular function: leukotriene receptor activity. The record is from RefSeq and is a predicted model, not a curated record. Gene Ontology annotation, cellular component: plasma membrane. Gene Ontology annotation, biological process: G protein-coupled receptor signaling pathway. Lineage: Eukaryota; Metazoa; Chordata; Mammalia; Rodentia; Muridae. The transcript is spliced from 3 exons. Bases 475 to 1497 code for a protein of 340 amino acids.
CUUCUGGUCUUUCUCCCUCUCUGUUCUUUCCCUUCCCCCACUUUGCACCAGGGAAACUAAACUCUGGCGUGGUUUAAGCAGUUUGAGAACGAAUAAGAAAGAGGAAGAAGAAUCCAAUCCGUAUACAUUGGCUGGCAACUCUGCCAUGCCCUGACCUCUCUCCUCUUGAAAAGAAGCUUUCCUAAAGAGCAGGAGCCCUGUGAAUGGAGUGGACUGUCCAGAGUAUCCAGAUUUAUUCUGCAGCUCACCAGCCAGCGUUAGCUCUAAGGCGGACUGGCAGGUUGGAUUUUCUGAAGAUUUGGAUCUUGCUUCAGGGAGGAAACUCAAAAGAACCUUAAACUGUGAAGCUCCGAAGCAGCAGCUUGAGCAUACUCUGACGUUACAACGUAAGAACAGUGGCCACAAUAAGAAGGAAACUUUGUGAAGGGUACUGUGGUGCCAGAAAGAGGCACCAAGCAGACAUUCCUGGAGAACAUGGAUGCAGCUGAAAAUGUGACAGUAUCUUCUAUCAGUAACAACACAUGCCAUAACACAAUUGAUGAGUUCCGCAAUCAAGUGUACUCCACAAUGUACUCUAUGAUAUCUGUUGUAGGUUUCUUCGGCAACGGCUUCGUGCUCUAUGUCCUCAUAAAAACAUAUCAUGAGAAGUCAGCCUUCCAAGUAUACAUGAUUAAUCUAGCUAUAGCAGAUCUACUCUGUGUAUGCACAUUGCCUUUUCGUGUGAUCUAUUAUGUUCAUAAAGGCAAGUGGCUCUUUGGUGACAUUUUGUGCCGCCUCACCACCUAUGCCUUAUAUGUUAACCUCUAUUGUAGCAUCUUCUUUAUGACAGCCAUGAGCUUUUUCCGGUGUGUUGCAAUUGUUUUUCCAGUCCAGAACAUUAAUUUGGUUACACAAAAAAAAGCUAGGUUGGUGUGUGUUGGAAUUUGGAUUUUUGUGAUUUUGACUAGUUCCCCAUUUUUAAUGUACAAAUCUUACCAAGACGAGAAAAACAAUACUAAAUGCUUUGAGCCUCCCCGGGACAAUCAAGCUAAAAAAUAUGUUUUGGUCUUGCAUUAUGUGUCAUUAUUCUUUGGUUUCAUCAUUCCCUUUGUCAUCAUAAUCGUCUGUUACACUAUGAUCAUUCUGACCUUACUAAAAAAUUCAAUGAAGAAAAAUCUACCAAGUCGUAGAAAGGCUAUAGGAAUGAUCAUAGUUGUGACAGCUGCCUUUUUAAUCAGCUUCAUGCCAUAUCAUAUUCAAAGAACUAUCCACCUUCAGUUUUUACACAGUGAAACCAGACCCUGUGACUCUGUCCUUAGGAUGCAGAAGUCAGUGGUCAUAACCUUAUCUCUAGCUGCAUCAAAUUGUUGCUUUGACCCUCUGCUGUAUUUCUUUUCAGGUGGAAACUUUAGGAGAAGGCUGUCUACAUUUAGAAAGCAUUCUUUGUCCAGUAUGACUUACAUGCCCAAGAAGAAAGCUUCCUUGCCAGAAAAAGGAGACGAAAUCAGUAAAGAAUAAUUCAAGCUUGUCUCCAGUGCGGAACAAUGAAAAGAAUUUCCCUAAAAGGUGUUUUUUUUUUUCCAAAACUACAAUAAAAAAUAGUUUCCUAUUAAUAACUUACAAAUAAUUAUAUCUAUCUCAUCCAUAAAUUCUAUUAUUCAAUAUUUUAAGUGUUCAAACUUCAGUUUAUAACUGUGAACUAACCCACAGGGUUUUUUUUUGACCACUCACCACAAAAUGGAGAAUAUUUGUGGUCCUGAACUAUAAAACUAAGUAUGAAAUCAAGAUUUCUUUCCUCCUCAAAUAAAAAGGGUUACAAAGGCUAUGAGCUAGACUUUUGAGUCCAGGUUUUAAAUAUAGCUUUAAAAUUAGCAAAUAGUCAUCAGUCACCCUAACAUGGCCCUUUGCGUGAAUGCCAUCAGAUGAGAUCUGGAGAUGACCCGGGACCUACAGAAGUGUACAGUCACCUUUUUCCUUUGUAGUACUGACUAGCUAGGCAGAGUAGGACCCUAUCUUCCAGAAGAGAAUGUUCAAGGGCUAGAACAGACCAAUAUUCAGCCAAAUAGCUCCACAGGUUGCAUGCAAUUUACAAUGUGGAAACUAAGCAAGAUAAUGAUCAAAGGCUAGCUUGUCUCCAAUUCUCUUCAGCCCUUGACUCAAGCCGCUCCUCCCUGCAAAAGAAUGCUGUUUGUCCUACUCACUGAGUUUCAUAUUAGGAUUUCAAGCCUGACUCAACAUUUAAUUCUUCUUUAAUGAGUAAGGCAAUUGACAUUCCCACAUAUGAGCAGAAACAAACAAAAUUCAUCAGAAGAAAAGGAAAAACUCCUACCUUGCUACAUGAGUUUUAUUAGAAUCAAAAUUUACUGUCUAAAGUACCAGAAGAAAUUUUUUAAUAUCCACAUCAUUGUUUAAAUAAGUGCACGCAAAAAAAAUAAGUGCACGCAUUUUUGUAUAUGUAUAUAAAUAUGUGUAAUCUAUCUUUUUCUAUGAUAUGCAUUUAUAGUUAGCUAAUUAUAAGAUUUAUUGUAUUAUACUUCUUGCUUUUUAUUAGCAUGUUGAAAGUAAUAUCAUUUGUUUACAGUGAUUUUUUUGUAUUAUAGCAGAAGCUUUGUUCUUAAACCAUUUGAAAGAG